Saccharomyces mikatae IFO 1815 is the source of this 2541-nucleotide messenger RNA. RefSeq names its product Spc98p (gene SPC98). Gene Ontology annotation, cellular component: spindle pole; centrosome; equatorial microtubule organizing center. The record is from RefSeq and is a predicted model, not a curated record. NCBI's taxonomy places the organism in Eukaryota, Fungi, Ascomycota, Saccharomycetes, Saccharomycetales, Saccharomycetaceae. Gene Ontology annotation, molecular function: gamma-tubulin binding; microtubule minus-end binding. The transcript has a single exon. Bases 1 to 2541 code for a protein of 846 amino acids. Gene Ontology annotation, biological process: mitotic cell cycle; spindle assembly; meiotic cell cycle.
AUGGAACUAGAACCUAGUCUUUUCAGAAUACUAGAAGCAUUGGCUCCACAGUUGUUGUCACAGGCUCACUUGCAGGCGUUUGUAUCCGACGUUGUCAAACUGCUACAAUCAUCCACCAAGUCAGCAGCUCAAUUGAAUCCUUUGAUCAAUUUUUACAAGUCACAAUUACCAGAUUCUCCUGAAACGACAAUCAUGUGGCAUAAGAUUGAAAAAUUUCUCGAUGCUUUAUUUGGAAUUCAGAAUACAGAUGAUAUGGUAAAGUAUCUAUCCGUUUUUCAAUCCCUAAUCCCAUCCAAUGAUAGAACGAUAAUUGGACAAACAUCAAACGGGCUCAACAUGGAAAAUCUGGCUAAUCAUGAACAUCUAUUGAGCCCGGUUCGAGCUCCAAGUAUAUAUACAGAAGCUUCAUUUGAAAAUAUGGACCGAUUUUCAGAAAGAAAAUCCAUGAUAUCUUCACCUAAUCGUUAUAUUCCCUCUUCGACUUAUAGUUCUGUCACUUUAAGACAAUUAUCAAAUCCUUACUAUGUUAAUACUAUACCUGAGGAAGAUAUCCUAAAAUAUGUCUCAUAUACAUUAUUGGCUACCACAUCUGCAUUAUUCCCGUUUGAUCACGAGCAAAUACAAAUUCCAUCCAAGAUACCCAACUUUGAGAGUGGACUUUUACAUUCAAUAUUCGAAGCAGGUUUACUGUAUCAAAAUUUGGGUUAUAAAGUUGAAAAGUUUAGAACGUCCAAUAUAUCCCCCAUGAAAAAAGCAUUGAUUAUAGACAUUUCAGAAGAAUUGCAAAAUUACACAGCAUUUGUGAACAACCUGAUCUCUUCAGGGUCAGUGGUGUCAUUAAAAUCGUUAUAUCGUGAACUAUAUGAAAAUAUAAUAAGACUCCGAAUAUACUGUAGAUUUACAGAACACUUUGAAGAAUUGAGUGGAGACAUAUUCUUGAUUGAACUAGAUAUUUUCAAAUCUCACGGAGAUCUCACUAUAAGAAAAAUAGCAACAGAUUUGUUUAAUUCAAUGGUUUCCCUUUACUACGAAUAUUUAAUGAAUUGGUUAACCAAAGGGCUUCUUCAAGCUACUUAUGGAGAAUUCUUCAUUGCUACAAACACAGAUUUAAAUGGUGUUGAUAAUGAUCUUAUUUACCACAUUCCCAUAGAAUUUGAUCAAGAAAGAGUUCCUGCUUUCAUACCGAAAAAGUUAGCAUAUAAAAUAUUCAUGAUCGGAAAAUCGUAUAUUUUCUUAGAAAAAUACUGUAAAGAGGUUCAGUGGACAAAUGAAUUUUCGAAAAGGUAUUAUGUGCUGUACCAAAGUAACUCUUAUAGAGGAAUAUCUACAGACUUUUUUGAAAUUAUAAAGGAUCAAUAUUCUGAAAUCAUUAAUUAUACUAAUCGUGUUCUAGAUCAAAAGUUUCAUUAUAAGGACGUUGUGUUUGCAUUAAAAGAUAUUCUUCUUAUGGGUAAAUCUGAUUUUAUGGACACUCUUAUAGAAAAGGCUAGCGAUAUUCUUGCAACACCAUCAGAUUCAUUGCCAAAUUAUAAGUUAACUAGAUUUUUACAGGAGGCGGUACAACUUUCUUCUUUAAGACAUUUAAUGAAUAAUUCUCGCACCACUUCCGUCAUUAAUGGUUUGGAUGCGAGGGUACUCGACCUGGGACAUGGGUCGGUAGGUUGGGAUGUUUUCACUUUAGAUUACAUACUCUAUCCUCCCUUAAGUUUAAUAUUGAACAUAAAUCGUCCUUUUGGUAGAAAAGAGUAUUUAAGAAUUUUCAAUUUUUUAUGGAGAUUCAAAAAGAAUAAUUACUUCUAUCAAAAGGAAAUGUUGAAAAGUAAUGACAUUAUCAGAUCAUUCAAAAAAAUCAGAGGUUAUAACCCUCUUAUCCGCGAUAUUACCAAUAAACUUUCCAGAAUCAGCAUACUUAGGACUCAAUUUCAACAAUUCAACUCUAAAAUGGAAUCUUAUUAUUUGAACUGCAUUAUAGAGGAAAACUUCAAGGAAAUGACCGGAAAACUAAACAGCACAGAAAAUAAAACUCAAAAUCAAUUUGAUUUAAUUAGAUUAAAGGAUGGCACCGUAGAAUUAAACGGAAUACUACCCCCAAAAUUUAACGUACUAGUUAACUCUCCAAGAAGUAUACCUCAAAAAUACAGGGUUGAAAAGGAACUAAAUAUUGAUGAAUUAGAAAGCCUACACAAUGUGUUCCUGACGAAUAUUCUUUCUCAUAAACUUUUUGCAACUAAUGUGAGUGAAAUAAAGGUCGGUGAUUAUUCCGGUCAACCAUACCCAACUUCGUUAGUUUUACUUUUGAACUCAGUCUAUGAAUUUAUCAAAGUUUAUGGCAGUUUGAACAAAAUUUCUUACGAAAUUUUUAUCAAAAUGAAUCUCAACGACCAUGAAGCAUCUAAUGGAUUAUUAGGAAAUUUAAAUGCAAUCUUGAAGGAAGUCGUCAUCCAGUACAAGAGUUUCAAAGACAGAUUGUUUAUCUUUAGGGCAGAUUUAAGAAAUGAUGGCGAUGAAGAGCUUUUCUUACUAAGCAAAUUAUUGCGUUAA